AUGUCGCUUUUAAUGUGUGGUAUAUGCUACAGCAGUGGGUCAUAUAAUAUAUUAACUGUUAAGCCUGGAGGAUCUGUCACCAUCCCAUGUUAUUAUGAGAGGGAAUACAAACAUCAGAAGAAAUACUGGCAUUCAGAAAUUGAUAUGUCCAAUACAUACACAAACACAACAGAGGAGAAUCUGUCAGUAAUUGAUCAUCCUGAUCAGAGUCUCUUUACUGUGACUAUGAGAAACCUGCAGAGCACAAAACAUGAUGGACACUAUUAUUGUACUAUGAAGAUUGAAGGAAAAGCAAUUGUCACAUAUGGUCUUUAUCUCCAGGUUCAAUCUGAACCAGAUGUGUCUGUGGUGAGCAGCGGUGUAUCUGGACAUGAAGGUGGUGAUAUCAGUGUUCAGUGUUUCUAUAGUUCUGGAUAUCAGGAUAAACUCAAACAGUGGUGCAGAUAUGAAGAUAAGAGCUGUUACACUGUGGGGAGGACUAACACAUCCCAGAAUUCAUCAGUCCAGAUCAGUGAUGAUGGAAGAAGAUCCUUCACUGUGCUGAUGACUGGACUGAGACUGACUGAUUCUGGCUGGUACUACUGUUCUGCUGGAGAGAAACUGAAUCCUGUUCAUUUUACUGUAAUCAAGGCAGAACCAGACAAAGAGAAAGACACAAAUAAUGAACUCCUGACUGUGUGGCUUCUGGUUUCAGCUGUACUUCUGCUGUUAUUGAUUCUGAUCAGUGUAUUGAUUCUCUUCACCUGGAGAUUGAGACGGAGACCCGAGCAAGACAAACAGCAAAUCAGAGAGAUAAAGGGCUGCAGAACCACUGACAUGAUCUACUCUAAACCUGAAGAUCCUCCGAUAUACAGCACUAUAAAUGAUGAAAACCCAAAUGAUGCCAACAAGGUAAUAAUCUACUACAGUACUAUUGAUGAUGUUCCUGUGAGUGAAGCGGUGAAGCCUCCAGCAGGUGGAGCAAUAUACAGCACUGUGGCUCCACACUGACUACAACAGUGAGAAGAACACAGGAACAGAACCUUCUGACCAAAAGAAACAAAAUCAGCAGCAGAGGACUA
Messenger RNA from Sinocyclocheilus grahami, 1061 nucleotides. Its product is annotated as polymeric immunoglobulin receptor-like. Gene Ontology annotation, molecular function: transmembrane signaling receptor activity. NCBI's taxonomy places the organism in Eukaryota, Metazoa, Chordata, Actinopteri, Cypriniformes, Cyprinidae. Bases 1 to 990 code for a protein of 329 amino acids. The record is from RefSeq and is a predicted model, not a curated record. Gene Ontology annotation, cellular component: plasma membrane. The transcript has 7 exons.